Messenger RNA from Thrips palmi, 2949 nucleotides. Its product is annotated as heterogeneous nuclear ribonucleoprotein 87F-like. Gene Ontology annotation, molecular function: RNA binding. The transcript is spliced from 8 exons. Bases 171 to 1541 code for a protein of 456 amino acids. The record is from RefSeq and is a predicted model, not a curated record. Lineage: Eukaryota; Metazoa; Arthropoda; Insecta; Thysanoptera; Thripidae.
UCCGAAAAUGUGACUCAAGAUAUUAGGAUAUGUCAGGUCGCUGUCGCUCUGCAAAAUCGGUGUGCGCAUUCGAUUGACCGUCAGAACGAAACGGACACGUUUCCGCUCCCACGAACUGCAGCUUCAGUCACCAGAACCAAAAUCCCACGUGCCGGCACCGCAGGACCGAAAUGGCACGGACCAGGCAGACGAAGCGAGGAAGGAAGAAGCCGAAGCCGACUGCGUCAAGCAAUGACAACGACGUUGUCGAGAAAUCGGCAUCGGCGAUAGAGCCUCCGUCCGUCGAUCUCCAGCACACUGCUCAUGGGCAGGGCCAGCAGGGCCGCCAAGAAGCGAGGGCCAAGGAAGAGCCCUUGGAGUGGGGCCUGUCCCAGGUCAAGGCAGAACCUGUCGAUGACACCGACGAUGGGGCGUAUGGGAUGCAUCUCGGUGACAUUGAGCAGCAGAAUCCGGAGCAAGGGUUUCAAGCUAGAAUCAAGGCUGAGCCCGAGGAGGAUCAUGAGCGUGGCAGGGUUCAUAAGGAAAUAACCGAAGCCGAGCCCCAACACAUGCGGGAGGGAAAGUCUGAGCCUGAACAGCUGCGUAAGCUGUUCAUUGGAGGAUUGGACUACCGCACUACCGAUGAAUCUAUGAAAGAAUAUUUUGAACAAUGGGGCGAGGUUGUAGAUGUUGUUGUUAUGAAGGAUCCGAAAACGCGAAGAUCCCGUGGAUUUGGCUUUAUUACAUAUGCACAAGCUCAUAUGGUUGAUGCAGCAAUGCAUGCAAGACCUCAUAAAAUUGAUGGACGAGAAGUUGAAUCAAAACGAGCUGUGCCACGAGAGGACAUUGGCAGGCCAGAGGCUGGUGCCACUGUGAAGAAAUUGUUUGUGGGCGGAGUCAAAGAUGCUCACACAGAAGAUAACCUCCGCAGUUACUUCAGUCAGUUUGGUAAUGUUCAGCAAGUUAGCAUCGUCCUCGACAAAGAAACCGGCAAGAAACGAGGCUUUGGCUUUGUUGAGUAUGACGACCAUGAUGCAGUCGACAAAUGUGUACUCCACAAGAAUCACACUGUCUGUGGACACACGGUGGACGUGAAGAAAGCCAUCAGCAGGGCGGAACUGCAGUCGGGAGGCGGCCCUAGGGGAGGCGGUGGCGGAGGCGGAGGCCGCGGGGGUGGUGGCGGCGGCGGCUCUGGCUCUGGCUGGGGAAACACUGACAGCUGGGGAGGCCGGGGAGGCGGCGGUGGCGGCGGCGGCAACAGCUGGGGCAACCAGGGUGGCUAUGGAGGGGGCCCAUGGGACAACCAGUCAGGUGGAUGGGGCAGCCAGGGUGGUAACCAGAGUUGGGGCGGUGGCAUGUCAGGAGGUGGCGGCGGUGGCUAUGGAGGGGGAGGAUAUGACAACUAUCAACAGAGCUAUGGCGGUGGUCCAGUAAGGAACAACUACGGUUCCUCCAACCGCAGUCAACCCUACGGCGGUGGUGGUGGCGGCGGAGGUGGCAGCGGAGGUGGAGGCUAUGGCGGCGGUUCUGGCGGAGGAUAUGGCGGUGGACGUCGCUACUAGUGGCUGCUUCUUUGGUAGUUCAUGGAGUCAGGCAGGCAGGCAGGUUAGGCAGUUAGAAGACAGCCUAAAGCUCAAUAAGCCACACAACAGCCCAGGAGCAGGAGCAGAACAGGACGUUUCCAUCUGAGCGUAUAGUUUGAAGGAUUUUGUGCGAUGAGACUGUCUCACUACUCUCGCUCGUUUAUUGUUCAUCUAAGGAAAGAUUUUCCCCAUUUAAAAAAAAAAGAUACCUUAGACUCAGCUGCAUGAUGUGCCUUGUUGGUUUGUCUACACUGUUGAGGUUUUACAUGCUGUGUGAAUGCGAUAAAGCUAGUUAUUUUGAUACUUAUGUUUGGCUGAUGAGGGUCAACCGGUGUAACAGAUUGAUAGUACCCAUGACUCCCUUUGCAGGAAAUUUGCAGUAGUGUGAAUAUGACAUCUCAGCUGUGCUUGGUCCACCCAUGAUUGUUGAUGUCAAAUUAACACUAUUGUUUGAUUUCUGUCAAAGACUAUCAGCAUUUUGCACUGGUUGUUAAGGAGUUGAUCAGUGUGGCCAUCACAUUCUGCAGAUAAAAUUUUAGAGGUUGGUUGUUUAGUUAGAUAUUUUGUUCAAUACAAAACUUCUGUUGAAUACAUGUAAUUUAGAACAUAGUUUUGUUUAUGGUUAUUAAGCAGACUGAUUAAUGUUGACCUCGAGCCUUAUACUUUAACAAAAUUGAGGGUGAGUGUUAUUUUUCUGUAUCAGGUAGUUAUUGGUAUGGUAGAUAUUAGCCGGAUCUACUAAAAGUUUAUUUUCAGAUAAUUUUUCCUGCCACUCAACAUGUCACUUCAUUCAGUCAUCAUUAAUUUGCAGAGUUCCAUUAUUUUCUCAAGUACCUUGUGUGGUGCAGGAGGUGAAUGCUUGAUAGUGUGCGUGUGUGAGUGCAAGUCUUGUGUUUGUGUGUUGCACGAUAAAGUUUUAAUUAUUCAGAGUGCAAAUCUUGCCGCAAGAAUUUUAAGUGCACAGAUCUGUACGAGUUGACUGCAUGGUGACUACGUAUGAGCGAAAUGUGGACCAUGUUAUAUUUAGGCUGAUAGAUGUUGCAACCCAAAGUCCCAAUUUUUUCUCAUUUAUCUUUAAUUUGCAUUCGUGAGUUUUAUAAGUCUAACUGCAUUAUGGUCUGAUCAUAACAUGAGGUAUCGAUCUAUUUCCAUUGGUAGAUAAAUUAAAGUAUUUAAAUCAUGGACUUUAGUCAUAAGGUUAUAGGAGCCUCAUAGCAAUUUAUUUUCAUCAAUAAGGAAAUUCAUUCCUUGAAUAGGUGUUGCUUAUGCUUAUUCUUGUGAUUGAAGAAUUGGGUCCACUGGUUUCCUUGCACUCCAACCAAAUUCACCUUGUUCAUAGUUACCUGUGCUUUUUUUUCAUCACUUAUAAUAAAUGUUUCUACCUAUA